GAUGCAUCAGAAUGCACGUAAUAUUGACCACAGAAAUGUGCCGCUCUCUCCAGCGGCUUCAAUCCACACUGGUGAUUAGUGAGUCUGUUUCGACGGCUGACUUCGUACUUUUCCGUGUCACUCAGAGCCCGGCACCCGGCGCUGCGAUUUGUGCCUAGCAUGCGUGAUUACACACGAUUCCGAUUUCCAGGCCGUUAAUCUCCCGUUCGCCUGGCCACUGAAACAAAAUUUCCAUUUGUGAAUCUACGGAUGAUGCAGAGCCCAUGUGCGUCUAUGGUUGUUGUGCGAAGUUUGCGGGAGCGGUAACUGCACCUCACUACAACAGCUCUUUGUGGCUUGUUUUCUUCCCCCGAUUAUCCUCACCAGCUUCUAUAGCAGCGACAGGGGUGUUCUCUUGCCUAGUCUGCUUUCAUGUAUGCUGGACGAGUGCACAGAUGUCCGUUCUGUCCACCCCUUGCUGGCCUCUACUUUUAAUGUGUUGACGGCGCUCGCUCUUCGGCUAGCAACUCGUUUCGGAGUUCCUCCGGCAGCGUCGAAAUCGUUUUUCUGAAUUGUUCACUUGAGUCGCACAUUAAACGAGCCGAGGCGAUAGCUGCAGUGAAGAAUCUGCGGGAGUGCCGAGCAGGGUAGUGACGUGUGGAGUGCAGUGGGGAGCUCCGUCGUCGAAGCGCUCUUUGCGCCAAGAGCGUUCAAUACCACAGACUUUCGUAGGGUCUUGUUCUCGAGAUGUCGGGGUUGUUCGGCCGGGGAGGUUUCAGCGACCACGGCUUGCCUGGUUCGCGCAAAUUCGAAGACGGCGUCGAGCAUCGUCAACGGGCCGAAAAGGCACUCAAGACCUCCGUAUUUUUGUUCAAAUUCUCUCCAGACUACGAUAUCGCGGCACUCGAGUACAAGGCCGCUGCCGAGUGUUUCCAAGAAGAUGGUAGCGAGCAAGCUUUUCCUCAGGCGCUACACUGCUGGCAAAAGGUCGCUGACAUUCGCGAUAAGCAACAAGAUGCGUUCGGUGCCGCGCGCGCCCUAGAGCAGAUGGCCUGUCUGCAUUCAUCGAGUCAACCGGGGCACCCAAAAGCGGAUUUCUCCGAGUUCUUUCGCCUGCAGAGUGAGGCGGCUCAUCGGUACCGCCUAGCCGGCAAGAGUGACGCAGCUGUGCGUGUCCUGCGGAAGGCUGCCAAAGUCAAAGAGGAAAAGCUGAGUGACUGUCGUGGCGCCGCGGAUAUUCUUAGCGAAUGUGUGUCUAUCCACGAGGAAGAUGAAAAAUGGCACUACGCAUCAGAGAUUUACCGGGACCUCAUUAGCGUCCUUGCACGAGAACGCAUGCAUGAGGAACUUCUCAAGGCGCUUGAUCGGCACAUAAAAGUCCUCCAGAGGCUCGGCCAGCAAAACGGAAUCCACAACGCCACCAUGAGCAAAGUCAUCGUCUGCCUCGCCAUGGAUGAUGCGGUCGAAGCCGACAACGCCCUCUCCGACGACGUGGCAUUCGCGAGCAACUUUUUGGGGACUCGAGAGUUUCAGCUGGCUGGCGAGACACUGGAUGCUUAUAAAGCUGGCGACCCCGAAGCGUUGCAGGCUGCGCUCGAAAACCAAAUGUGGAAUUUCCUUCCGACUGAAAUCGUUAAAAUGGCCCGCGAUCUGAAAUCUGUUUGCCGUGGAGCCCAGUUCCAAGGCAGAGCCUCUUCGAGUUGUGGGAGCGUUUCGGGUCCGGUUUCUCAAGUGCGUGCGUCGUCCAGUGUGGUUCCUGUCUCCUCUAGACUGGACCUGACACGCGACGUGCGUCCCGUCUUGGGAUGCUUCUCGUCCUCGGGGGUAAAAUUGUCCGACUGUCCAAACGUAGAAGGUGGGCGUCAGAGCGUCUUGAAGCCACCAGCAGUCCAGACAAGCACCGAUAGUACCUCUCAGGUGCGGCCGAAUGCGGAGGCCGCAGACGUUUCUAUAAAUGAGCUUCUUUGCUGAAAAAGGAAACUUCAAGAACACACGUUACUCGAAGAAGAGUUUUGAUGGCGGAAACUACGAUUCCUGAAUGUCGUGCUGUUCAAACCACGGCCUAGCUCGUCAAGUUUGCGAUGAGAGUGCCAAACGCGUCGACGGGAGAUGAAAAAACCGUUUCUCUCUGUCUCCCCCAUGCUCCGAGACGAAAUUAGGUAGCUGAAUAUAAUUUGGGAGGUUAAAACUGCGUUGUUUUGCCAUUCAAGUUCAUUUUGUUUUAAGUAGAAUCGCCUUGUCUUCUUAAGUGUUCCGAAAUGAUGCACUGCCAAGGGAUCGCACGAAAGGCGUAUGCACGAACACAAAGAGAAUGAUCGAUCUGGACCUAUAAAUACAGGAGUAGAAUGUUUGCGCAUACGAGGAGCACACUAAAAACAAUUUCAAAUGGAGAGACGAAGAGAAGGAAAAAAAAGUUUUCGAACGGGGAGCAAGCCCGUAGUGGAGUGUUGUCGCGUUGAGACAGGAGCACGUAAAUACGUAGUUGUUCGUGCGGUGUACGUUGCUUACGAAAAGUCCUUUUUCUCUUAUACGAACCGUAAUGUCUUUCCUAUCCACUCAAUAAAACGCGUUAGACGAGAAACGAAUUUGAGGAAUGGGUCCUCAUCACCGCAAGAGAAGUUGAAACUCAGAGUCAGUAGUUAAUCAGCGUAUGCGAUGUGUUUCCAGGUUCUUCGUGCAGCAUCACGUGUAUUGACCGUAUACAGACGCUUUAGUGAGGUUGGAAUGGUGUUUCUCUUUAAGGAACUUGAAAUAACUGGGAAAUA
This is a messenger RNA of Toxoplasma gondii ME49, 2744 nucleotides long. Its product is annotated as gamma-soluble NSF attachment protein, putative. The record is from RefSeq and is a predicted model, not a curated record. The transcript is spliced from 3 exons. Gene Ontology annotation, cellular component: vacuolar membrane; SNARE complex. Gene Ontology annotation, biological process: intracellular protein transport. Lineage: Eukaryota; Apicomplexa; Conoidasida; Eucoccidiorida; Sarcocystidae. Gene Ontology annotation, molecular function: syntaxin binding; soluble NSF attachment protein activity. The coding region runs from base 727 to 1950 and encodes 407 amino acids.